This is a messenger RNA of Daldinia loculata, 612 nucleotides long. RefSeq lists its product as uncharacterized. Gene Ontology annotation, molecular function: DNA-binding transcription activator activity, RNA polymerase II-specific; transcription cis-regulatory region binding. NCBI's taxonomy places the organism in Eukaryota, Fungi, Ascomycota, Sordariomycetes, Xylariales, Hypoxylaceae. Gene Ontology annotation, cellular component: RNA polymerase II transcription regulator complex. The transcript is spliced from 3 exons. Bases 1 to 612 code for a protein of 203 amino acids. The record is from RefSeq and is a predicted model, not a curated record.
AUGGAUGAAAUCGAUACUACUGGUCUCGCAUCCCCCUCUAAAUCGAUGGCGUAUAUAUACGGCGAUACAGAUUUGUACCUCGAUUCUACAAAUACUUCUUCGACAACAUCUAGCCCGACAGAAUCACCGUAUAAUUUUACCUUCCAAGGGAUGUAUCCCAGUUCCGAGAAUACAGACGGGUCAGGAGAAACAACCCAGCCAGACUCACAACAGCCUCCUUCCAAGCCUGCAGCAAAGAGGAAGCGCGAGAAUAGAUACAAAAACGCACCGCCCUCUGUCCUAUCUCGUCGAAGAGCUCAGAAUCGCGCCUCCCAAAGAGCCUACCGAGAGAGGAAGGACCAGCGUAUCAAGGAUCUCGAAAUCUUACUUGGCGACGCCCAGAAAAAAAACGACGUCCUCAGCCUCGCCUACUCCAACUUACAAGCAGAAUAUCUCAGGCUCAAGCGCGAACGCGAACGCGAUCAAGAAGCAGCAGCAAGAUACACACAGACUGCCCUAGUAUACGAUCCAGCGAUAGACGCGACUUCAAACGAUAUGGAUUUAUUCCUCUACAGUGGUCCAUCAGGUUACUCCAUGUCAACCAGCGGGCAACCCGGAUUUCAGACGGACUAG